Marmota monax (woodchuck) is the source of this 2467-nucleotide messenger RNA. RefSeq names its product poly(A) binding protein cytoplasmic 1 like (gene Pabpc1l). Bases 85 to 1944 code for a protein of 619 amino acids. Lineage: Eukaryota; Metazoa; Chordata; Mammalia; Rodentia; Sciuridae. The transcript has 14 exons. Gene Ontology annotation, molecular function: RNA binding. The record is from RefSeq and is a predicted model, not a curated record. Gene Ontology annotation, cellular component: ribonucleoprotein complex.
CGCCGCAGGGUAGGUCCCUGCCUGCGCAGCGCGGGCCUCGCGGUGACCCACUUCUCGUCUCCCCCGCACCCGGCUGGGUCCACCAUGAACGCCGGCGGCCAGGGCUACCCGCUGGCCUCGCUCUACGUGGGCGACCUGCACCCAGACGUGAACGAGGCCAUGCUCUAUGAGACGUUCUCGCCCGCCGGCCCCAUCCUGUCCAUCCGCGUGUGCCGCGACGUGGCCACCAGGCGCUCGCUGGGCUACGCCUACAUCAACUUCCAGCAGCCGGCCGACGCCGAGCGGGCACUGGACACAAUGAACUUUGAGUUGAUCAAAGGCCAACCCAUCCGCAUCAUGUGGUCACAGAGAGACCCAGGACUCCGCAGAUCAGGUGUGGGCAACAUCUUCAUCAAGAACCUGGAGGACUCCAUUGACAACAAGGCUUUAUAUGAUACCUUCUCCACCUUUGGGAACAUCCUCUCUUGCAAGGUGGUAUGUGACGAGCACGGCUCUCGGGGCUUCGGCUUUGUGCAUUUUGAGACCCAUGAGGCUGCGCAGCAGGCCAUCAGCACCAUGAACGGGAUGCUGCUGAAUGACCGCAAAGUCUUUGUUGGCCACUUCAAGUCUCGAAGGGAGCGGGAGGCCGAGCUGGGCGCCCGGGCCCUGGAGUUCACCAACAUCUAUGUGAAGAACCUGCACGUGGACACGGACGAGCAGGCCCUGCAGGACCUCUUCUCCCAGUUUGGAAAGAUGCUGAGUGUGAAGGUGAUGAGGGACAACAGCGGCCACUCCCGGGGCUUCGGCUUUGUCAACUUUGAAAAGCAUGAGGAAGCCCAGAAGGCUGUGGACCAAAUGAAUGGGAAGGAGGUGAGCGGGCUGCUGCUGUAUGUGGGCCGAGCCCAGAAGCGGGCAGAGCGGCAAAAUGAGCUGAAGCGCAGGUUCGAACAAAUGAAGCAGGACAGGCAGAACCGCUACCAGGGCGUGAACCUGUAUGUGAAGAAUCUGGAUGACUCCAUUGAUGACGAGAGACUGAGGAAAGUGUUCUCUCCCUACGGAGUGAUUACCAGUGCGAAGGUGAUGACAGAGGGUGGCCACUGCAAGGGGUUUGGCUUUGUGUGUUUUUCCUCUCCAGAAGAGGCAACCAAAGCUGUGACAGAGAUGAAUGGGCGCAUCGUGGGCACCAAGCCUCUGUACGUGGCAUUGGCCCAGCGCAAAGAGGAGCGGAAGGCCAUCUUGACCAACCAGUACAUGCAGCGCCUCUCCACGGUGCGGGCCCUGGGCCGCCCCCUCUUGGGCUCCUUCCAGCAGCCCUCCAGCUACUUCCUGCCCGCUCUGCCCCAGCCUCCGGCCCAGGCUGCGUACUGUGCCUCUGGCUCCAUGGCCUCCAUCCAGCCUGCCCCCAGGUGGACAGCCCAGCCACAUAGACCUUCAUCCGUCUGUCCUCCAGCUGCUGCAAUGGUCCGGCCAACAGGCAUGUCUCGGCACCCCCAGGCCCACGCUGGCAGUGUCAGUCAGGCCUCCACUCAGGAGCUCCACCCGGUGCACCACGCCCAGAGAGUGGCCAACAUUGGUACCCAGACGAUAGGACCCAGUGGGGCAGGAUGCUCUACACCAGGCCGGCCUCUACAGCCAUACAAAUGUCCCUCAACUGUACACAGUACCCGUGGGGUCCAGGAGCCUGCUGUGCACGUGCCUGGCCAGGAGCCCCUGACCGCAUCCAUGCUGGCUGCAGCGCCCCUGCAUGAGCAAAAGCAGAUGAUUGGGGAGCGUCUUUACCCGCUUGUCCAUAACGUACACAACCAGCUGGCCGGCAAGAUCACAGGCAUGCUGCUGGAGAUCGACAACUCGGAGCUGCUGCUCAUGCUGGAGUCUCCAGAGUCCCUCCACGCCAAGAUAGAAGAGGCCGUGGCAGUGCUGCAGGCACACCAGGCCAUGGAGCAGCCAAAGGCAUACAUGCAUUGAAAUCAGGUGGGUGGCUGUGCUGGGAGGACAGGGAUACAGCAGCUGAGCUCAGAAGCAGCUGUGGACAACUGGGCCUCAGGCUGCCUCUCAGAAACUGAGAGCCGUGUUAUGUUGUUGGCUUUGAGGCAUCGAGGAAGCUGAGAAAUCAUCACAUGAGAUGAUGCUCUAUGUGGCUGAAUGGUGAAGAGUCAGGGAGGUGCUCUUAUAGCAGCUGCCCUACUGGCCUCAUGCAGAAUGGUCUGGGCUUCCCCUGGACACUGGCUGGCUCCAUCAGCUGAAUACUGGAUGUCUGCUAUCCUGUAGCAACAAUUUUUUCCCUUUCAUUCCCAGAAAAUGGAUUCCUUACUCCUGUGGCUGUCAAGAGAAACAGCAUCUCCUGCUCUCAGCUCUGAGGCCCUGUGAACUAUAACUUAUUUCCCAACUGGACUGAAUCUUUACUUGAGCCCUCUACAUGGAAUGAAGGCUGUCACCAAGCCAGCCAUUUCCCUUUUGUUUUGUGCAUUAAAAGUGCUGCAAAAUCUGG